UGUAUAAAUCCUGAGAUGUGUUUCCACCAAGAGGAACUGCAGCUGAAGAAGUUAGAUGAAGACAGUUUAACCAAACAACCUGAAGAAGUAUUCGAUGUAUUGGAGAAGCUUGGAGAAGGUUCCUAUGGCAGUGUGUUCAAAGCCAUUCAUAAAGAGACGGGUCAAGUUGUUGCAAUUAAACAAGUUCCUGUGGAAUCUGACCUUCAAGAGAUUAUAAAGGAAAUAUCCAUAAUGCAGCAGUGUGACAGUCCUCAUGUGGUGAAGUAUUACGGCAGCUACUUUAAGAACACAGACCUGUGGAUAGUCAUGGAAUACUGCGGCGCUGGAUCUGUGUCUGAUAUUAUUCGAUUACGAAAUAAAACUCUCACAGAGGAGGAAAUUGCUACAAUAGUGCAAUCAACACUGAAAGGACUGGAGUACCUGCAUUUUAUGAGGAAAAUACACAGGGACAUCAAAGCUGGAAAUAUAUUGCUAAAUACAGAGGGACAUGCUAAACUUGCAGAUUUUGGAGUGGCAGGACAACUUACAGACACCAUGGCAAAGCGGAACACAGUUAUAGGGACCCCAUUUUGGAUGGCUCCAGAAGUGAUUCAAGAAAUUGGGUAUAAUUGUGUGGCAGACAUCUGGUCUCUGGGCAUCACUGCAAUAGAAAUGGCUGAAGGCAAGCCACCAUAUGCAGAUAUUCAUCCUAUGAGGGCAAUUUUCAUGAUUCCCACCAAUCCGCCUCCAACAUUCCGGAAACCAGAGCUCUGGUCAGACAAUUUUACGGACUUUGUAAAACAGUGUCUUGUUAAGAGCCCAGAGCAGCGUGCCACUGCAACACAGCUUCUGCAGCAUCCAUUUGUUAAAAGUGCCAAAGGAGUGUCAAUUCUGCGAGACUUGAUUAAUGAAGCAAUGGAUAUCAAGCUGAAACGUCAAGAGGCACAACAGCGCGAACUAGAUCAAGAUGAUGAAGAAAACUCAGAGGAAGAUGAAACCGAUUCAGGUACCAUGGUGAGGGCGAGUGGAGAUGAAACUGGUACCAUAAGAGCUGUCAACACAAUGAGUGAUGGAGCCAACACAAUGAUAGAGCACGAUGGCACCUUGGAGUCCCACUUGGGCACAAUGGUAAUAAACACAGAAGAUGAAGAGGAGGAGGGCACCAUGAAAAGGAGGGAUGAAACGAUGCAGCCAGCCAAACCAUCAUUCCUUGAAUAUUUUGAGCAGAAGGAGAAGGAGAAUCAAAUCAAUAGCUUUGGGAAGAAUGUGUCUGGCCAGACAAAAAAUUCAUCUGAUUGGAAGGUACCACAGGACGGAGACUACGAAUUUCUAAAGACUUGGAGUGUUGAUGAGCUUCAGAGGCGGCUGUCAGCCCUGGACCCCAUGAUGGAGCAGGAGAUUGAAGAAAUCCGCCAGAAGUACCAGUCAAAGCGGCAGCCAAUCCUCGAUGCCAUUGAAGCCAAGAAACGGCGGCAGCAGAACUUCUGAGCCACUGGUAUAAUAUUCUUCCAUCCUCAAACAAUCAACUCCUUGCUUUUAUGACUACUAAACAGAUUGAUUUCUAUUGAAAUAUGCUAGCAAAAUAGAGGGCAAUACUUCUGCUCAUUUAUUUUUCCAUAUUAACUUUGUGAACUCAGGAAUGCCAUUAAGCGGAAAAUCCUGAUGGUAUGUUUUAAUGUUAGACACAUAUUUAAAACAUUAUUCUGAAGGAGUUUUGUUAUUGUUUUUAGGGGGAUUGUUUUUAAAUCAGAGGAACAGAUAGAAAUAGGCUAAUGAAAGUCGGCUCCCUCUCUUUUCAACUGAAAUUUCAGUAGUCCAUUUUGGUUUAAGUUAAUAUGGAUUGUGGUAUUUAAUGGCUGCAUCUUUUGUGGUUUUUGUUUUUCUUUGUGAAUGCACAGACUCAAUUUCAAGCUGUUAACUGUAUCUUUCUACUGUUAAGGUACUGAUAAGUUUUAGGUCACUGAAGAGAGAGGUGAGAACAUAUGCAAACUGUUCCAGCCUUUUGAAAGAAACUUAAAUCUCAUUUUUUAAAAAGCCUGUAAUAAGCCCCAUGCCUUACACUGCGUGCUUUAAGCAAGUGUGGUUUCUUCAAGACCUCAGUUUUGUCCUCUUUUUAUGUACUUUAUGAGUUAAUACAAGUAGAUAAAGCAUGUUGUGCCUCCAUCAGGAAUUACAUUCUGUAAGUUGAAAUCCACACCGACUUAAAACCAAAAGCGAAUCGGUGAUCUGAUUCCCCUUUGUCUGUUUGGAAAUGUCCUUCAGGGAGACCCUGCUGACCGUGGAGUACAGGACAAAGAAACAGUAUUCGAAUGGGUGGAAGUUGUGUGAACCUCUCUCAGGAAUUAGGUACUUCUGCUGUGUCUGAGAGGUCUUAAAAAUCUCCGCAGUUUGUGAAAUAUUUUAUGGGCUUUAUUUCAAACUUACAUUUUUAGAUGCUUGAAUAAAAACUUAAUUUCACAAUCCCUCACAUUUCUCCAAGGUUUAGCACAUCAGAAAAGUUGAACUGAAGGUAAAGACUUUGUUGAAUUAACAAAGAUAUGUAUUUAUGGUGGUGGAGCAAAGGCGAAGUUGGUCUGGAUGAGAAGACAAUUACUGAUGUCCUACUGGAAGAGAUUCCAGUUCCUCUGGAUGCUCUUGUGUUCUUUUUU
Messenger RNA from Egretta garzetta (little egret), 2627 nucleotides. RefSeq names its product serine/threonine kinase 4 (gene STK4). Gene Ontology annotation, biological process: regulation of MAPK cascade; intracellular signal transduction; protein phosphorylation. Gene Ontology annotation, cellular component: cytoplasm. The transcript is spliced from 11 exons. Lineage: Eukaryota; Metazoa; Chordata; Aves; Pelecaniformes; Ardeidae. The coding region runs from base 16 to 1467 and encodes 483 amino acids. The record is from RefSeq and is a predicted model, not a curated record. Gene Ontology annotation, molecular function: protein serine/threonine kinase activity; ATP binding.